GCAUUUUGGGAAGGUUCCGGCCGGAACACACAAAGAAUCAGGCAGGAUUCAGGCAGGAAACCGCUGGACUCUGAAAGAUGGGUUCGGGGCAAUCCAAGUCGUCACCACCAGACAGUAACAUUACGAAAUUAAUGAGGGGUAAAUAUGGUGAUGAGUGCGUGUCAUGUCUUCACGACUGGACAAAACUUUAUGGGUUUCAAGAAGGUGGAUCACUCAGUGUGAAGGACAUACACGCUUUAAAAGAAAAAUUAGAAGAAAAGGAGAAACAGCUCCUUAAAAGCAAAACAAUUAAAGUUAAAACUUUAGAGGAAAUUGAGUUAAACAACAGGUGUCUUGAGAUUUGGGUUAAAGAAUCCGAACGCAGGGAAAGAUUAAAAUGCCAAAAAGAACUAGGAGGGAGAAAGGAUGAGAGUGGUGACGUAGCUGGCAGAAAAGAUAACAACUCUGUGGAAGCUUGCACACCGCCACCGUACACACAUACAUACACACAACAUGAUGAGAAACAGAGCGCUCCCACUGUUUCUGCUUUGCAUCCUUUUGCAGAGCUGAGCGCGAUCAAGGUGAAUCCCGACCUGGACUCCUUCUAAGUCAGCAGGAGGGCCGGGCAGGGUGGACAGCAGGACCAACAGCCUGACCAACAACAACAGCCUGAUCCACAGCAACAGCCUGCCCCAUAUCAGCCUGCCCCAUAUCAACAGCCUGCCCCACACCAACAGCCUGGCCAACCUCUGUUAUCAGGAGCUGCAACAUGCAGAGCAGUCAGAGCAUGUGGAGGACAGUGUAAAUGCCACACCAACUCCUGGAAUGGAUGUAGAGACGUUCUGGGCCAAUUCACCUGUCGGCUUCAUUCCUACAUCAUCCACUGCCACAAGCUCUGCCCAUGUGUAGCAUGUGAACUACGAUGUUUUAUAUUUCACCAAUUAUCCAUCCAUUGUUUUUUGUUUUAUGUUAUAUUUUUGUAUUAUGUGUAUGGUUUAUGUGAUUUUUAUUUUGAGGGAAUUUUUGUUUAUUUAUUAUUUUUUGAAUUUUAUUUUCUUUGUGACCUCUGCCCUUUUGGCUAUGUAAUUUCCGGCCAAGUCGCGCUUCUUUCCUCAGUCGGCUUCGAGCCUCGUUGAGGCUGUGUAUGUGAGAGACUGAUUGAUGGAGUCGCUGUACUGUUUAUUUUAUUUUACACAGAUUUGCAAAUAAACCAGUCGGCAAGGCAGCAGUCGUCCUGUUCUCAACAUAAGAAAACACAACGCAGAAGAUCUUUUCGGCCAAGACUAAGAGUGAGGAUAGGCCGGCUACACAUGCACCAACUGCCACUACGAGUGCUGCCUCUGCAACUACCAGCGUUCGUACCCUGAGGAGCAACACACCAGUAGCUCCAGAAAUCAGCUUGCCCAUGGUGGAAGUGGCCGGCCCUGAAGGAAGCAUGUUAGUGCACAGACCAUGGACUAGCGCUGACAUAGCUGACUUUGCUCAAAAUCUCCCAGACAUCACUGUAUCAGGAAAGACAUUCGGUGCCAACCUUCUGGCUUUCUGCCAGGAGUACAGACCCAAUGGAGCUGAGAUCCGUCGCAUCCUGGCCAAACGUCUUUCAGCCUGUGAAUAUCAAAAACUGACUGGACAAUUGCCUGAUGUGACACUUGCUCUCAAACACAAAGACUGGACAAACAACUUAAAUGAUGGAUUCGUUGACGCAGUGAGGACGCUUGUCACCCACCUCGAAACUGCGUUCCCCGACAAAGUCUGUAUGAUUAAAGUCACGACAUGCAAACAACAACCAGAGGAAUCAGUUGAUGACUUUGUUCACCGCCUCACCACCGCAUACAACACACACGGAGGAGUUCACCCUCCCCCGGAAGGAGUGGGAAGACUCAUCUGUUCAACAUACGAGAGUCACCUGUGUGAACUGGUGAUGAAAGGCUUACUCCCUGAAGUUUUUGACGCCGUGAAGCAGUCAUACAUCGGAUGGAAAGAAGAAGCGUGUCUGUCUGACCUCACAAGACACGCACGCCAUGCUUAUGACACUCUCCAGCAGAAGAAGCUGGCGAAGAAGGAAAAACAACAGAGCGAAUUGUAUCUGCUAUCCUUGGAGAUGUUCUCUGCAAUGCAUAACAACAACAGAGGAGCGAGCAGGUUUCGCGGGCGAGGACGAGGAAGAAGAGACCUCAGACGGAAUUGGCACAACAGAGACACAGGGGGCGCAUCUGGAGAUCCAGGAAACGCUUGCCACAUCUGCAGCGAGAUGGGACACUGGAGGAAGUACUGCCCCCGGCUACGUCAGGUUCCACCCUCCCGGGCACUCUCGUCAGACUGACUAGAGGAGGAGCCCAGCGAAGGUUUCCGUUCACACGAUGACGUAGACGGUAUCGCACAGACACACACACACUCGCUCACACUUGAUACAUGCUCAAUCGAUUCAAAUUCAUGCUUGCCUGCUUGCAAUGAAGACUUGCUUUCUGCUCAAAAUAUCCCACAGAGUGAUUCUGAAAAGAAUAACAAACAGCUAAAUGACAACUGCUGCAUGACUUUACAGUCAAAUGGUUUCAAACAAUUUCCUGAGUUUGCUCUGACGCUCUGACGAAGGUGAACGUAUGGUGUUUUUAGUAGACUCAGGAGCAACACAUUUGGUAAUAAAAUCUUCCAUGUUUUCCAAUCCACCUAAAAUGAGUGGACGAUUUGUGGACACUAUAGGUUCGUCUGGCCAGACAAUAAAAGAAAAACUUACUGUGCCUCUUUCUUGCACAACAUCAGACAGCAAGACACUCAAACAUUCAUUUUUGCUUUCAAACUUAUGCCCAGUUAAUCUAUUAGGAAGAGAUCUCAUGUGUAGUUUAGGUAUUUCACUGAUUUCAACAACCAGGUCACAACCACGGACAAUGUGAAUAAUUUUUCUUUUGUUUGUGUUAAUUUCAGCUCAGAGCCGCUGCUCUACUCUUAUCAGUGGCUGCUGAAGGGAGAGGCUGUAACUGAGGCCCUCAUACAGGCUGCUCGACAGCUUGUUUCCUCACAGAAUACGACCUUUAGAGACGCAUCUGACCUGUCUUGUACAGCACAUGUGUCCACUGGUCCUGAUGAGAAGUUUGAAAAAUCAUGGUUACGCACACAUGCGGACAAACUGACCUCAACCUCUCUAUUUUGGGAUGAACAUAGGUCUGCGCUUGCGAUUUCUCUCACUAACGAACAAGAGAGAUUUGUUGAUGCUUAUUCUACAGAUCCACAUGUCCUUCUGUCAAAACAUGACGGAGACAGAUGGCAGGACUUGGGUCCUUUCGUGGACAGAUGUCAACGGGAAGGAGACUGGCAAACGACUUCCGACCCAAAUGUGAUGUAUUCACCUACUUUGCAUGCUUACAAAAAACUUUUUCAGUCUAACUUUCAUGCGCAGCGUACAGUGCAGUUGGUACCUCAACAUUCCACGCACACUCGACACCACGUGUUUUUGUCGGAGGACGCUCUGACGCAGUAUCCAGCCUUACAGGAAGUUCCAGCUUCCCUGUGGGCGACACACAAAUAUGAUGUAGGUUUGAUCAAAGGGUGUGACCCAGUGGUCAUCACGCCAAAAUCUGACUACAGACCAUGCAAACGGCAAUACCCUUUAAAGAGAGAAGCAAUUGAAGGGAUAACACCGGUGUUUAACUCUCUUUUGAAAGCAGGAGUCAUCGUCCCGUGUGACAACUCUCCAGUGAGGACUCCACUCUUCCCAGUUAAGAAAAUCAGAGACAAAGGACAGCCAACAGAAUGGAGGUUUGUCCAGGAUCUGCAAGCAGUAAAUGCGGCGGUCUAACCACGCGCGCCUACGGUACCGAACUCCUACACCAUUCUUUCUUAGGUUCCGCCCAAGGCAAAAUUUUUUUCAGUAAUUGAUUUGGCCAAUGCUUUUUUCAGCGUGCCCAUUCACAAAGACAGUCAAUUCUGGUUCGCUUUUGAAUUUAAUGGAAAGUCAUACACCUUUACCAGACUGUGUCAGGGGUAUUCAGAAAGCCCUACAAUCUACAAUAUGGCACUGAAAGACAGCCUGAAUGAUCUUGUCUUGUCCCCAGGCACCGCCCUGCUGAGUGAGGAUCAGGAAACUUGCACAGCAGACACGAUCAAGCUGCUGAAACACCUGCAUGCUGCUGGACACAGAGCAAGUCUGUCUAAAUUACAGUUCGUUCAGACUGAAGUUACCUUCCUAGGUCACAUCAUCACCGCUGAAGGAAAAUCCAUUUCACCUAAAAGAGCUGAAGCUAUUCAGAACCUGCCUAAACCGUGCACAUACAAACAGCUUAUGUCCUUUUUAGGCAUGUGCUCUUAUUGCAGGAAUUUCAUUCCUAACUGCGCCGUCUUGGAGGCUCCGCUUAGAGCUCUGAUGCAGACAUCUUCUGCAUCCACCACCCGCCUCAUGUGGACGUCUGAGGCUGAACAGGCGUUCACCGACCUCAAACUUGCUCUUCAGUCGGCUCCUACUUUGGGUCUGCCUGACCCUACGCGACCUUUCACCCAAACAGUGGAUGAGAAAUCAGGUUGUAUGACCUCGGAGGGCGUCCACGCCCUGUAGCCUAUUUCUCUGCGGGGCUCCCACGAUGCCUCCGAGCAGUGGCUGCGGCAGAGAAAGCCGUGCUGGCAUCACGUGACAUUGUUGGCUAUUCUGAUGUCACCCUGCUGGUUCCUCAUGCCGUGUCUUUGAUCCUUUUGGAACAAAAAAAUCACAUCUUUCUACAGCCCGAUGGCUUAGAUACAACACCAUCUUACUGGAAAUGCCAAACAUUACUGUCAAAAGGUGCAAUGUGCUUAACCCAGCCACUUUGUUUCCAGGCCCUGACAAUGGCGAGCCUCACAACUGUGUUUCGGUCUUGAACCAGGUCUGCACUCCGCGCCCAGAUCUAUCGGAGGUGCCAAUUCCUAACUGUGACCUCGUUCUCUUUGUUGAUGGCUCCGCCUCUAGAGACCCUGCUUCGGGCCACUGUCAGGUUGGAUAUGCAGUCUGCACCUCUCAUACUGUUUUACAGUCUGGCGCUUUGCCAGGACAUUACUCUGCUCAGGCUGCGGAGUUGAUCGCACUGACCGAAGCCUGUAAAUUGGCUGAAGGGAAGUCUGUUACUAUCUACACAGACUCCAGAUACGCUUUUGGCGUCACACAUGACUUUGGUGCUCUGUGGAAACACAGAAAGUUUUUGAAAUCUGAUGGCAAACCUAUCUUGCAUCAUGAUAAGGUUGCUGAUCUGCUCGAUGCAAUUCUGUUACCAGCUGCAAUUGCUGUAUGUAAGUGCCCUGCACACACUGGGGGCACUGAUCCCAUCUCUGCUGGAAACGCACGCGCUGAUGCUGCUGCAAAGGCAGCUGCCCGACUUCCCCUUCCCUUUGUUCCCUGCCUCUUAUCCUCCACCUCUACCCAACCUCCCUCUCCUCCCUCUGCUCUCCCUGAUCUUCAGACAUUCUCUACCCCACAGGAACGCAAGCUCUGGCUGACGAAUGGCGCCACCAGUAGCCAUGGCGUUUGGUAUGGGCCCGACGGCAAACCUUGCCUACCUAAACACUUUUUCCCUCAUUUCGCGAAGUUGACACAUGGAUUAGACCAUGUAUCAAAGGGGGGAAUGUUAGAUGCUCUUACAAAACAUUGGUACACUAAGGGAUUUUCAAUCUAUGUGCAAAAAUACUGCGAAGCAUGUAUGACAUGCGCCCAACACAACCCAGGUAAGACGACUGCCAAACCACUGGCAGCUCACCCACCACCGGAACAGGCGUUUGACCAUUUAAUGCUGGACUUCAUCGAACUAACGCCAGCAGAAGGUAAAAAGUAUUGUUUAGUGAUUGUUGAUAUGUGGUCAAAAUGGGUGGAGGCCUUCCCAGCUAAACAUGCUAACAGCCAUGCAGUUACCAAAGCCUUGCUGACAGAAAUAAUUCCCAGAUGGGGGAUUCCAUCUAAAAUCAGCAGUGACAACGGCUCACACUUUGCAAAUCAAGCCCUUGAGGAAGUGGGAAAGUUUCUGAACAUCAACAUCAGAAAGCACUGCUCUUACCACCCUCAAAGCGGAGGGGCGGUAGAGAGAGAGAAUGGCACUUUGAAAAACAAACUGGCUAAAUGCUGCUCAGAGACUGGUCUCAAGUGGACUCAGGCUCUUCCCAUUGUGCUCUCAUACAUGAGAAUGAGGAGAAGGAUGAGAACAAACCUCAGCCCGUAUGAGAUUCUAUUUGGUAGACCUCCUAUGAUGGGACUCCACCCUGAGACUGAGACUAGGAUUUUACCACCUACUGAAAUGUGCGAAGACGCAAUGCUACAGUACUGUAAGAACUUAUCCUCUGUUCUUUCCCAAAUCUCCAAACAGGUGAAAGCGUCUCUGCCCAAACAGGCGACAGAACCACUGCACAUCAUUCAACCAGGAGACUGGGUGAUCAUUAAGGAGCUUCGCAGGAAGCACUGGAACCCAAAGCGGUGGCAAGGUCCCUUCCAAGUCCUUCUGACGACCAACACGGCUGUGAAGAUCGCAGAAAGAGCGACUUGAUCCACUCCAGCCACUGCAGGAAGGUCCCGGAUCCGACAGACGACCCUCCAUCUACAUCUACACCACACGAGAAAACUACCACUGACGAAAAGAACUGAGAAGGACGACCCUCGCUGUGCUCACACACGCACUGAGGCGAGGCUGCGUUGACCGUUCAGCUAAAGGUGUGAGCCAAGCGCCGCCUGAAGCUGCGCCGGUGAAUCACACUAUCAGACCAUACAUCUACACACACGCUCCUGAGAAAACACACACACGAGCAGCCUUGAGUUGCCGACGCUGGACGACGUGUAGACUCUUCACAUCACGGGGAGUGACAGUGACUCAGACGACAUUGGGAGGAAACCUGGCGGUGAUAACGAACCCCAAGUGUCUCUGUGAUCAGCUGAUCACAACCUGAAGAACCCCAACGAACUGUCAAGGUGUCAACACACAGGUUGGAAACAAUCUAACACCACUGUUCAACAGGAAGAAGAAGACAUUGAUUGUGAUCCUGUUGUUUUAAUCUUCACUGUAUAUUACUUUAAUAUUUGCUCUAAAUUGUGUGGUUGAUUUACAUGUAUGCCUCUCUGUGAUUUUAUCCACUAUUUUUGAACAAAACAUUUUACGUUUUCACUUGAUUCACACUUUCACACAAAUUUUUAUCUUCCACUGACGCAAAAUGACAUCCACCAGACGAAACAAGAUAAAAAUGAUUGUCAUAUCGACGAUGACAGCAAUAUGCGUGGUCACUCUGACAUUAGCAUCAACCGAAGACACUCUUAUCCACUGCACACCAGAGUCACCCACAAAUCGAUCAUGCUUAGUUUGUGCCAUUAGAGACCUGAUGACCAUGACGGAACAAUUGCCCUACAUAGCGAAGACAACAUGGCAGAAUAGAAUGGCCUUAGAGAUGUUAUUAACAAAGAUGGGAAGUGUUUGUGUCAGGUUUGGUAAAACAUGCUGUACCUUUAUUCAGGAUGAUUGAACAUGAACUGAUUGGAAUCAAUUAUAGGCUUAUGUCCCUGUCUUUCCCAUACACAAGGGUUAUUCUAGUAUAACUACCCACAAAAAACAGCUCACAAUCUUUUAUCCCUACGCCAUUUACAUCUUUAUAAGCAAUACAUUUAACAAAUCAUUUUUAAAGAAUGCUUUAUUACUACAGAAUGAAUACCACGAUUGACAAUUUUUAUUCUUUCAAUGUUUGAUUAAUGUGUAAUCAAAAGGGGGGAAAUGUAAUGGAAAAAUUGUACUUUAAUGCUCUUGUGUUCAUUUCUGACUCUGUAUAAUAACCAUGCAUUCUGUACUUGUUGAUUAGACCCAGAACUGAACAUUAUUAGACAAACAAUCUAUCUUCCUCUCAAGGUUCUGUCGCACAUUAAGUGCUGACAUCUAAUGUUGUGUUUGACUGACCGAUUGUUUAUGGCUUGUGUCUGCCUUUUACCCCUGGUCUCUGGCUCCUUUCUAUCUGAUGCCCGACCAGACCCAAGGCUGUAGACCUUGUGUAUUCCCUGUGUAAUGUAAACAUCUUCACCCACAGUGUGAUAGGAAGAUUCCACCAGGUCCCGGGAGAGAGGUUAAAAAGGCAGAGACAACCUCAGAACGGGGUGAUCUUUGUAAUAUACCUCUGUGGUGUAUGUUCUGAUCUCCCCAGCUGGCUUUUUAUUUGCUUUCCUCAUUACUUGUUAUUUUCUUUAUUAUUUCAAUAAAUCGCACAAAAGGACAA
Betta splendens (Siamese fighting fish) is the source of this 8172-nucleotide messenger RNA. RefSeq lists its product as uncharacterized. The record is from RefSeq and is a predicted model, not a curated record. The coding region runs from base 1385 to 2302 and encodes 305 amino acids. Gene Ontology annotation, molecular function: nucleic acid binding; zinc ion binding. The transcript is spliced from 2 exons. NCBI's taxonomy places the organism in Eukaryota, Metazoa, Chordata, Actinopteri, Anabantiformes, Osphronemidae.